GUUACUGAAGAAAGCUUGACUCCGCAUAGGAGUGCGGGGAGUUUACUGUCCAUUAUCAACAUUUUUCAAAGUUUAAAAAAAUUAUUAGGAAUAUGUCUACUAUUUCAUUUACAAUUUGAUAUUUAUAGUAACACUAAGUACGAUAUAGUCUAGAAUGAUUUUUAAAGUUGUUAAUCGGCGAAACGUCGAUGCGUGUCUUUUAUACUUGCUACUGUACAUCUUGGUAAAGGAUUCAGAGAGCGGGGCUUGCCCUGGGUGUGCAUUGAAAAAAACAUGUGACUGCAGUGCAGUGAAGGGUGAAAAGGGUGAAAGGGGCUUACCUGGUUUGCAAGGUCAACCUGGUUUACCAGGUUUCCCGGGUCCAGAAGGUCCAAUAGGAUUACAUGGUGAAAAGGGUGAUGAAGGACCACUAGGAAUACCAGGACCAAAAGGAAUACGAGGGCCACCUGGACUUCCAGGGUUUCCAGGAGUACCAGGACUUAAUGGUCUUCCAGGACAGGAUGGCCCUCCAGGACCAAUGGGUAUACCAGGAUGCAAUGGAACUAAAGGUGAGAGAGGAUUUCCAGGAAAGCCAGGUGCUUCAGGAUUGCCAGGUGCUCCAGGUACUCCUGGUUUACCUGGUAUCAAAGGUGAUUCUGGUGAUGUGAUACCAUCUACUUCAUUUGGAAGUAAAGGUCAACCAGGCCUUCCAGGCCUACCUGGUAUUCCAGGCAAAGAAGGUCCACCAGGAUUCCCAGGACCUGUAGGACCCCCAGGUCCAGAAGGUUUUCAGGGUACUCCUGGACCUCCUGGUCCCCCAGGUCCUAAGGGCAAUAUGGGUCUAAAUUUCCAAGGGCCAAAAGGUGAAAAGGGUGAAAAGGGCCUUCAAGGUCCUCCCGGUCCUCCUGGUAUUAUUGGAGAACAAAAAAGGCCUGGUGAUGGAGAUCUUCAGAAAGGAGAAAAGGGUGAAUUGGGUCAAAAUGGAGAACCUGGAGAACCUGGACCUCCUGGUAUACCAGGUCCCCCUGGAGGUCCAAAGGGUGACAAGGGAGAACCAGGAGAACCAGGAAAGAGAGGAAAACCUGGAAAAGAUGGAAAUCCUGGUGAACCUGGUUUUGAUGGUAGACCUGGUGAGUCUGGAAGACCUGGAAGCUCAGGAAGAGAUGGAGAAAAGGGUGAGAAAGGGGACUGUGGCCCUCCUGGUCCUCCAGGAAAUUUUGUUGAUGACCAGAAUCGAGUCGGUCCAAAGGGUGACACAGGAUUCCCUGGACCUCCUGGUAGGAAGGGUGAAAAAGGCAAUCCUGGUUUUCAAGGUCCCCCUGGCCUAACUGGACCUCCAGGUUUGCCUGUGCCUGGUGAUCCAGGACAGCCAGGAUACCCUGGUGAGAGAGGCCUGAAGGGAGACGAAGGUCCCCCUGGAAUUUCAUUACCUGGAAGCCCUGGAAGUAUUGGUUUAACUGGACCUCCUGGACCCCCAGGACCACCUGGAUUACCAGGACCAACUCCUUCAACAAAAGGACUGUGUCAACCUGGACCUCCUGGGUUACCAGGGCUUCCAGGAGAUCUGGGGUAUCCCGGAGAAGUUGGAGAAAAAGGCGAAAAAGGUGACACGUGUGUUAACUGUGGUAUUGGACAACCUGGACCUCCUGGACCUCCUGGGUACCCAGGAGAUCCUGGUCCUCCUGGAUAUAAAGGAGAUAAAGGACUUGGUGGAAGACCUGGUUCAACUGGACCUCCAGGUUUACCAGGUGUUCCAGGUUCUCCUGGUCUUCCUGGUCCAAAAGGGGAUCCCGGAGAUGCAGUUGUUCUCCCAGGAAUGAAGGGAGAUAAAGGAGACACUGGAUUCCCAGGACAACCUGGUUUACCAGGACUUGAUGGCCCACCUGGUCGGGAUGGACAACCUGGUUUUCCAGGCCCAAAAGGACAACCUGGCCCCAAUGCAUAUAAAGGAGAAAGAGGACCCCCAGGUGAUCCAGGACCUCCAGGUUUACCCGGUGAUAGGGGUCCAUCUGGUCCCCCAGGAUUUGGUCCUCAAGGUCCUCCAGGAGAGAAGGGUGUUCAAGGAGUAUCUGGUCGUACUGGUGCUCCUGGAGCUCCAGGUGCUAAAGGUGAACCAGGAAAGACUAUGGUAGAUCCAGGUCCUCCUGGUCUAAAAGGAGAACCAGGAGAACCAGGUUUUCCAGGCCCUCCAGGUGACCCUGGUUUGUCAGGUUCACCAGGAUUCUCAGGCCAGCCUGGGGCGAAGGGUGAUCCUGGAAUACCUGGAAUUGGACUUCCUGGACCACCUGGGCCUAAAGGACUUCCUGGAAUUUCUGGUGUUCCAGGCGUACCUGGAGCUGUUGGAAGACCAGGAAGAGAUGGAUUUCCUGGCCCUCCUGGCCCUCCAGGUGCCAAGGGUGAGCCAGGAUUUGGUCUUCCUGGACCACAGGGUCCACCAGGUCCAGCAGGCAUUAAAGGACAACCGGGACCAAAAGGAGAUUCUGGAUUCCCAGGAAGCCCAGGUCUACCUGGUAGGCCAGGCUUCGAUGGGGUCUCAGGACCAAAAGGUGACUCCGGCUUACCUGGACAAUCAGGACCCAGAGGACCUCCUGGCCCACCAGGAUUUGGAAAUGCUGGUUCUCCUGGUCGACCUGGCCCCCCAGGGCCCACUGGCCCACCAGGUGUUCCAGGUAUCAAUGGGGAAAAAGGAGAUCCUGGUCCUCCAGGAUUAGAUAUCCCAGGACCACCUGGUGACCGUGGAAACCCUGGAUUUCCAGGAAGCCCAGGAUUGCCAGGAGCCCUAGGACAGCCAGGACAACCUGGCAGAGAUGGCUUACCAGGACAACCAGGUGCAAAAGGAAACAUGGGUAUAAUGGGGACUCCUGGCUCCCAAGGUUCCCCAGGUCUUCCUGGCAGUAAUGGAUUUCCUGGUGCAAAGGGAGAUGAUGGUGCUCCUGGUCAAAAAGGAUCCCAAGGAUAUCCAGGAGAGAAAGGAUUCAAGGGUGAACAAGGAAGCCCAGGGCCUCCAGGAGAAGUUCCUCAAGGACUGAAGGGUGAUAAAGGAGAGCCUGGUCUGCCAGGUGAACCUGGUCUUCCAGGACCGAAGGGAUUUAUAGGUAUUCCUGGUGAUGAUGGGGAGCGUGGUCAAGAUGGUCGCCCAGGUUUUCCUGGAGCCCCUGGUCCAAAAGGAAAUACGGGGCUUCCUGGCCAGCCAGGCACUCCUGGCUCUCCAGGAGUAAAAGGAAACAUGGGGGAGAUGGGCUUUCCUGGCCCUCCGGGUGCCAAAGGAUCACCUGGGCUACAGGGAAGAAUUGGGCAGCCUGGGCUUCCAGGUUCUACUGGACCCAAAGGAGAGAAAGGUGCUCCAGGCCUAUAUGGCAAUGGCCUGCCAGGUUUUCCAGGAAUUAAGGGAGAACCAGGACAACCUGGAUUCAAUGGAAUUCCUGGAACCAAAGGAGUACCAGGUUCCCCAGGACUGCCCGGUUUGCCAGGAAGUCCUGGGAUUAAAGGUGAUCAAGGUCUGCCUGGAGGGCAAGGUCCACCAGGUAUUCCUGGUCUGAGGGGUUCUGAUGGUCUACCAGGUCCUAAUGGCCUCCCAGGCACUCCAGGCCUCCCAGGUGUUGCUGGUAAUCCUGGUUCACCAGGUCCUCCUGGAGAGAAGGGUCAGGCUGGCAGAGACGGCAUUCCAGGGCCUGCUGGACAGAAAGGAGAUCCAGGUCAGCCCGGUAUAGGACGUCCUGGUCCACCAGGUCUUCCAGGACUCCCAGGUUCCAAGGGAGAUGCUGGUAUACCAGGCUUACAAGGAAUUCCAGGUUUACCAGGUCAGAAAGGAGAUCGAGGAUUCUCAGGAUCAACAGGUCUUCCUGGUCCUCCUGGGGUACCUGGACCUCCAGGUCCUUUUGUAAAAGGUUUAAAAGGUAACCCUGGACCACCAGGACCUCCUGGAAGACCAGGUUCUCCAGGUCCAGAAGGUUCUCGUGGUGCUCCAGGCAUUGGUGGAAUUAAAGGAGAGAAAGGAAAUCCUGGACAGAAUGGUGUCCCGGGAUUCCCAGGUGCAAAAGGAGACAUUGGCCCUUCUGGAUUUCCUGGAACAACAGGGAGACCAGGACUGACUGGUCCAAAGGGAGAUACUGGCUACCCAGGUGUUCCUGGACCCGCAGGACCAAAAGGCCAUCCAGGUAACCCUGGUGCCCCUGGAUUGCCAGGAGAAACUGGAAGCACUGGUUUAACAGGAAGUCCCGGUAUACCUGGUCCAUCUGAAAUUAUAACCGUAAAAGGAGAAAGAGGUUUGCCAGGACCACCUGGUGAGCCAGGGCUUCAAGGACCACCAGGGCCUACUGGACAAUCUGGACUGCCAGGUCCACAAGGACCACCUGGUGAUUCUGGACCUGAUGGUCUUCCUGGUUUUGAUGGACCCCCUGGAAUUAAAGGAAAUGCUGGGCCUUCUGGACAGCCAGGUGAGAGAGGUUAUCCGGGUCCCCCUGGCCCCAAUGGACCACAGGGUCUCCCUGGACCUCCGGGUACUGGCACUAUCCCCCAUGGAUUUCUGAUUACUCGACAUAGUCAAAGUACAGAUGUGCCACUAUGUCCAAUAGGCACAAACUUUAUCUACGAUGGAUAUUCCCUUUUAUAUGUGCAAGGAAAUGAGAGAGCACAUGGGCAAGAUUUGGGAACUGCUGGCAGUUGUUUACGUCGCUUCAGUACAAUGCCUUUCAUGUUCUGUAACAUCAAUAAUGUAUGCAACUUUGCUUCCAGAAAUGACUAUUCUUAUUGGCUUUCCACUCCUCAGCCUAUGCCUAUGUCUAUGACUCCAGUUACAGGAGAAAGUAUCAAACCUUUCAUCAGCAGGUGCACAGUAUGUGAAGCACCAGCCAUGGUCAUUGCCAUUCACAGCCAGACAAUACAGAUUCCUUCAUGUCCACAGGGUUGGUCAUCACUUUGGAUUGGUUACUCUUUCAUGAUGCAUACCAGUGCUGGUGCAGAGGGCUCUGGUCAAGCCCUUGCAUCUCCUGGAUCUUGUCUGGAAGAGUUCCGGUCUGCACCUUUCAUUGAAUGUCAUGGCCGAGGCACCUGCAACUACUAUGCCAAUUCCUAUAGCUUCUGGUUGGCCACAGUUGAACUUUCAGAAAUGUUCAGCAAACCUCUGUCUGAGACACUAAAAGCUGGUAAUCUGGCAUCUCGAAUAAGCCGCUGCCAUGUCUGCAUGAAGAGAACAUAGAUGAAAGCAAGAUUCAUCAUCCUUUCAUAUUAAUGGUGCUACUGUACAACAAAUUAUAGAUUUGUCAAAAUAGAUUUUUAUUAAAAUGUACCUCAGAAAAAUGUCACAUUUAAAAUAUGCAAAAUACUGUAUGUUUUCUGAAACAAAGAAAAUGGAAUAAUGUUACUUAUUCUGUUGUUAUUGCAUUGUACUCUAUAGAGCUGCCUGUUUUUAGACUUUUAAUGUCUUCCAUACGAAGUAUAAAAACUUUUCUUUUUCAUCUAAAAGAAGAAAUGCACUGAAAGCGUACAUUAUAAGACUGCAUUUUACAUGUUUUUUUUAUUUUAUGCAAUGGUGCUAUACUAACACUACUGUAUUCCAGAAUUUUGAAGUGUUUUUUAUCCUUGUAAGUAAAUAUAAUGUGUAUACUGAGUAAAUAUUGCUAAAUAUUAAAUAACGAGAAAAAACAUAUUUGAAUAUCUGUAUUCAAAAUAUUAUUCAGUACAUUUGCUGAAAAAAUAACUGUAAAAAUAAAAGGUUCUAUAAAUU
Messenger RNA from Polypterus senegalus (gray bichir), 5704 nucleotides. It is a transcript of the gene col4a5, whose product is annotated as collagen, type IV, alpha 5 (Alport syndrome). The record is from RefSeq and is a predicted model, not a curated record. The transcript has 51 exons. Gene Ontology annotation, cellular component: basement membrane; collagen trimer. Gene Ontology annotation, molecular function: extracellular matrix structural constituent. NCBI's taxonomy places the organism in Eukaryota, Metazoa, Chordata, Cladistia, Polypteriformes, Polypteridae. The coding region runs from base 155 to 5176 and encodes 1673 amino acids.